Messenger RNA from Seminavis robusta, 1998 nucleotides. The record is from the annotation of a GenBank genome assembly. NCBI's taxonomy places the organism in Eukaryota, Bacillariophyta, Bacillariophyceae, Naviculales, Naviculaceae.
AUGCAGCAACAAAAGCCAUCGACCACACUGCAAGGGGGUCUGCUGGAGAUUGCCUUGGCAGACGGCUCCGAAUGCGGGGACAACUACACGUGUACUACUUCAGAAGAUUCCUUUGACAAGGACGAGUUUGCUCCGGAUCUGGAGUACUACGAAGAUCAAGAUCAAUCACAACUUCAGUCAAGGCGGAAAGGUCGUGGGCGCAGAACAGAUGGUCUUGUAGAUGAUCCUGCCUCGACUCGACGGAAAUCUGAAACAAAGAAGGGGUCGCCCAAAGCAACUGAACCAAGAGCGACAAGAAGACACCCAACCCGGCAGAGAUCCAGGUCUCUAACGGGAACAAGGGACACUGCUGGACUCCGAGGAUCAAAGAAACCACUUCUACAUGGAGAUAAGGUUUGGGCAGGAAAAGUGGAUGCCCCAGCUGAAGUACAAGCCCUCAAGGCUGCCAAAGCUGCCAAAAAGUCUGCCAAACGGGCAAGUCAACAAAGACGUGCCUCUAUCACCAUGGGUGAACCAACGUCCGCUCCCAGACAUAAGGUUCUUAAUAGACGUUCUACCACAAUUGGUAUUCCAAUUCACUCCCAGAAGAAGCCAAGUGGUGGCCUGGCAGACGAAGAUGUUCAUCAAGCAGGGUCUCCUUCAAAGCCAGAAUCUCCAUGGCGUCGUGGACGGAAGCCAGCAUGUGGGAGUGGAAGAACACACCCGCGGUCAGACAAGCAAGAUCUAGGACAUGCAGAUCGGAAUGAGUUCGAUGAUCUUGCGAAAGCUCCCGUUGAAAGAAAACCAAAACCAGAGCUGAUGCCAUCUGCGAGAGCUAGACUAGCCACGACUAGUAAGCCAGUGGCAGUGGCAGUGGCACCAACAGCAGCACCGACUGCAACCAGAAGACGCCCAACUCGACAGAGAUCCAGGUCCCUGACAAGCACACGAGACACUACUGGACUCCGGGGAUCAAAGAAACCCCUUCUAUACGGGGACAAGGUUGCUAAUGGAAAAGUCAAUGCCGAGUCUGAGGUACAAGCGCUCAAGGCUGCCAAAGCUGCCAAAAAGGCCACCAGACAAAGGCGUGCCUCUAUCACCAUGGGUGAACCUACUUCCAGACCGAAGGUUCAAAAUAGACGUGCUACAACAAUUGGUAUCCCAAUGCACUGCCAGGAGCUAUCAAAUGAUCAACUUGAUUCAAGGCACGAAGCUCCGCAGAAUCGUGGACGUGAGCCAACACAGGGACGUGGAAGAACCAAGCACGCAUUCAGUGAUCUUGCAGAUGAUCCUGUUGAACCAAAACCAAUGCCCUUGCUAGCACCGUCUGUGUCUGUGUCAAUUCGACCAGGUACCACUAGUAAGUCUACAACAGCAGCGACACAAUCAAGAGCAACAAGAAGACAGCCAACACGGCAGAGAUCCAGGUCCCUGACAGGAACGAGGGACACUGCUGGACUCCGAGGAUCAAAGAAACCACUCUCAUAUGGGAAUAGGGUUGCUCCAGAUCAGGUGGAUGACUUGGCUUCCAGGAGUAUUUCGCAGGGAGAACCUCAAUCCCAGAUUCCUCCUAGGUCAAGUUUGCAAUCAUUGACCUUAGACAGUCAUCGGGAUGGCGACAGCAUUAUAGAUGAUCUUUCAAAAAGGAGUUUGGCGUCAAGGAGCUCAUUGUCUCGUUUCCUGGAAUCGGAAGGGGAAGGUCAAGAACAGACUUCUGGUCAGUCAGGCUCACAAUCCGUGACAUCAGGUCAGUCCAAAGCAAUAGAUGAGAUCUUGAGGAGCAGGAGAGGUCACCAACAAGGUGGACCCUCGGAACCGGGCUUGUCUACCGGGAGCAGGAGAGAUAACGACAUGGCUCUAGCUAGCCCUAGAGGUACAAAUGCCCAACAGUGUGGAUUAUCUCGUGACUUGAGUUCACCAUCCUUGCGCAGAAAACGAGGACAUGAUUACCCUGACGAGUCCAGGCUUUUCACGUUGUCGCAGAGGGGGAGCGCACGGCAAACAAGCACCCAGCACUGA